AUGUUGUGUAUUGAGCAAGAUUCUGCUCUCCAUCAGCCAGUCGGCCAGGUUGCAAUUGUUGUAGCCCAUGAACUUGCACACCAUUGGUUUGGCAAUCUUGUGACAAUGGACUGGUGGACACAUUUAUGGCUGAAUGAGGGAUUUGCAACAUGGGUGAGCUAUUUAGCAGCACAUAGCUUGUUCCCAGAAUGGAAAAUUUGGACUCAAUUUUUUGAAGAAAGUACUGAGGGUCUACGGCUGGAUGGACUUGCAGAAUCACACCCCAUUGAGGUGGAUAUAAAUCAUGCAAGUGAAAUUGAUGAGAUAUUCGAUGCAAUAAGUUAUAGAAAAGGUGCAGCUGUCAUCCAAAUGCUACAGAGCUAUCUUGGUGCUGAAUGUUUUCAGAGGGCUCUUGCUUCAUACAUACAAAGACAUGCUUGCUCAAAUGCAAAGACAGAAGAUUUAUGGUAUGUCCUUGAGGAGGCAUCCUGCGAACCUGCGAACAAGCUAAUGAAUUCGUGGACAAAGCAAAAAGGUUACCCGGUUGUGUCUGUCAAAGUCAAAGAUCUGAAAUUGGAGUUUGAGCAGGUUUUCACAUUGUGGCUUCCGCUUGUCAUUGUUUUUGUUACUCAAUUGGCACUUUCACAAUUCUUGUUGAGCGGUUCCCAUGGGGAUGGUCAAUGGAUUGUUCCAAUAAUACUGUGCUAUGUUUCAUACGAGUCUCAUCAAAGUUUUUUAUUGCAAACAAAAUCUGAAGCACUUGAUAUAAAUGAAUUCUUGGGUUUCUCAAUAUCCAACGCCAGCCUCAUGGAGACAGUAAAGGAAGGCAAAAGUAAUUCAGUAUGUGCUUGGAUAAAACUUAAUGUGGACCACACAGGUUUCUAUAGAGUGAAAUAUGAUGAGGACCUAUCAGCUAGGCUUAGAUAUGCAAUAGAGAGCAAAUGCUUAUCUACAUUGGAUAAAUAUGGCAUCUUGGAUGAUUCAUAUGCCUUAUGCAUGGCUUGUCAGCAGUCUUUGACAUCUUUGCUUACUUUAAUGGGUGCUUACAGGGAGGAAAUUGAUUACGCUGUGCUGUCUAACUUGAUAAGUCCGAUGCUGCUCCCACAUUACUGGAUAACAUUAAACUUUUUUUCAUCCAUCUUUUCUAGUAUUCUGCAGAGAGACUUGGAUGGGAUCCUAAACAUGGCAAGAGCCACUUAGAUGCCAUGUUGAGAGGGGAGCUUUUGACCGCCCUAGCUAUUUUUGGACAUGAUGCGACACUAAAUGAAGCAAGCAGGUGUUUCCAUGCUUUCUUGAACAAUAGAGAUACAACUGUUCUCCCCCGACUUGAGAAGGGUUGCAUAUGUGGCGGUGAUGCAGAAUGUGACCACAUCAAAUAAAUAAGGUUAUGAAUCACUAUUGAGAGGGUAUAGAGAGACUGAUCUUAGCCAGGAAAAGACACAAAUUUUAGGUUCAUUA
Molecule: messenger RNA, 1437 nt
Organism: Ilex paraguariensis (yerba mate)
Lineage: Eukaryota; Viridiplantae; Streptophyta; Magnoliopsida; Aquifoliales; Aquifoliaceae
Source: the annotation of a GenBank genome assembly